Molecule: messenger RNA, 805 nt
Organism: Drosophila willistoni
Lineage: Eukaryota; Metazoa; Arthropoda; Insecta; Diptera; Drosophilidae
Exons: 1
Coding region: 102-752 (216 amino acids)
Source: RefSeq, a predicted model, not a curated record
GAAUUGGAUUAUUGUAGUCAUCAUGUUAGCUUAGCUUUCAGAAUUCAAAGCUAAUAAUAUUGGAAUUUUUGUCAAAAUUUGUUCAAAAAAUUUCCAAGAAAAUGGCCCGCAUUAUUAGUCAUUUGAUAGAUCAUUUGCUAGCCAGUGUUCAUCAUUUGUUACUGGUAUUUGCACUACUUGAGUUAAGUCUGCUUCUGUGCGAAGUGCAACCUACCAUCAAACUGGAAAAUACUUCACUUUUUUACCAACGACCCACGGCUCAGUUAAGCUACUCAUGGACACCACUAGACUUGGCUUAUACGCUGUUGUAUUCGGGUUUCGCUAUGAUUGGAUUCCUAUAUGGAUAUGGUUUGGUUCAUUUGCGUUUAAAUACGAGUGGAAUCGUAAGCCAUUUAUUAAUGCGACUUUGUGUGGCCAGCAUGGCGAUUUGGCAACGAAGCAGCUUGUUAAUGAUCCUGCCAUGGAGCCUGAAGGGAUUUUAUGGGAUUUGCCAAAAUAUAUGCCAACUUUACGAAUACAUGUCGAACGAGGCCUACUACAAUGCCAGACAAUUUAAUAUGGCUCUGUCGCUUUGCAUAAUUUAUGGCAUGGCCUUGCUUUCACUCACAAGUGUAUGCUUCCUCAUAGCCCUCAGAUUACAUCAAAAACUGAUGACGGGUCGUCAAAUCGAUCGCUAUAAUCAGGGUAUCUAUUCAUAUGCAAGAAGUAUUAAUCUUUUAUUGGGGUUCCAAAUGAUUGACUUGACUUUGUAACUAUGCAAAACAACUGGCAAUGUAAUAAAAAAAUCAAAUGGCUAACAAUGUAA